AUGGAGUCUAUAAUUUCACGGCAAGAUUUAUCCGAGUCGCCGGCGAUGAGCUCUUUGUCACUCACAACACUCGCAACAGUUACAACAGCCAAAAAGUCACACGGAACUUUUAUGCUUUUUGACAACAAUCGCAUCAUUAGCGGUGACAAUAUUAGCAACAUUCAUGACAUUCAGAAUAAUUUCAUUCUUGGCAAAUACAACAACAGUUUGCAAAUCAUGAAUACAAGUUCGACAGGCAAUGGCAAUGGCAGUGGCACUGUUAGCGGCCUGGAUGAAAGUAAUGAGAUGUUGAACACUUUCGAAAUACUCGGUAUUAUGUUGAAUUAUUACUAUGUGCCCGUCUUGGUGUGCACCGGUAGUUUGGGUAAUAUACUCUCAGUGUUUGUCUUUUUUAAAACGAAAUUACGCAAACUUUCGUCCAGCUUCUAUUUGGCCGCAUUGGCGGUUAGUGAUACUUGUUUCCUGUUGGGCCUCUUCAUGCAGUGGCUUAACUUUGUCGACAUUGACAUUUACAAUCGUGACUUCUUCUGUCAGUUUUUUACAUUCUUCAGCAAUUUGGCGUGCUUCUGCUCAGCCUGGUUUGUAGUGGCGUUCACUGUGGAACGCUUCAUCGCUGUGGGAUAUCCACUUAGGCGGCAGACAAUGUGUACCGUGCGUCGCGCGAAAAUCGUUAUAUUCGCACUCACUGCUUGGGGCUGCCUACAUUGCACACCCUAUUGGAUUUCGUCAACGCCGCUCUAUGCGCCGAAGCUGGAAACGAUUUUAUGUGAUAUGAACACUGACUAUAAGGACUUCAUGACGGUAAUGAACUACUGGGAUACAUUGGUGGUCUUUGCAGUACCAUUUACAACAAUUUUUGUAUUGAACACAAUUACUGCUUGUAGAGUAUGGAAGUUUGCAACUAUUCGGCGUUCGCUAACAAUGCAAAAGAGAAAAACACAGCAGGUGUCUAAAGAUGCACUAACGUCAUCGACAUAUCGGUCAUCAUCAUCAGUGAAGCGCCAAAAAUCAUCAUCCACAUACAGCACUUCACUUAAUAAUGAAAAUCAGGCGGAUGUCAGAGUAUUACAGAGAAAAUCAGCUAUAUUAUCGCCGAAUGCAUCUUGA
This is a messenger RNA of Anastrepha obliqua, 1107 nucleotides long. RefSeq names its product cysteinyl leukotriene receptor 1 (gene CNMaR). Gene Ontology annotation, biological process: G protein-coupled receptor signaling pathway. NCBI's taxonomy places the organism in Eukaryota, Metazoa, Arthropoda, Insecta, Diptera, Tephritidae. Gene Ontology annotation, molecular function: G protein-coupled receptor activity. The transcript is spliced from 4 exons. The record is from RefSeq and is a predicted model, not a curated record. Gene Ontology annotation, cellular component: plasma membrane. Bases 1 to 1107 code for a protein of 368 amino acids.